GUUCAUCCUCCCUUGAGCUCGCCCCUCAAAUUAUCAUUCGCCGCAUCAUUUUCUAAUAUUACAUUCUCUUUCACUCUCUCUCUCCCACUCUCUGCCAAUCUCGACGGUCUUUAGGGUUUGUGUAUGGAAACCUCUGCUUCUUCCUCAGCGACUUCUGCACAAUCAUCAAGGCUUCGAUACUGUCGCUGCAGCAUCUUCAGGCGCUGUUGUCGCUGCUACUGUUGUUGCUUCUAUACCUAAUUCCAUAGCCUCUUAACACUCUUCGGCGAAUUUUCGGUGGUUAUGGGUUUCACGGAGACUCAGCCGGGCCUAUUUCUAGGGUGUAGCACGCAUCACAGUUCGGCCUCGUCGAAUUCAAUCCAAUCCGUUCCGCUGCAAUUGCUCGACCAAAAAGAAGAGCAAAUUAGGGUUGAGAAUGGAGACGAUCACGACGAAGACGAGAAAUUCAACCUCUUACUCUUAGGGCAUUCAAUCUGCCUCAAAAGGUCGAGGGACGUGUCCGGGUUCACUCCGAACCCAUCAAAGUGCUUGGCGGUCGAACCGGUGGGGCUGGAGGCGAGGCGAGCCGCGGUUCGGUCUUGGGGGAACCAGCCCCUUUCGUCUGCGGACCCGGAGGUCCAUGAAAUUAUGGAGAAGGAGAGGCAUCGCCAGUUCAAAGGCAUCGAAUUGGUGGCUUCUGAGAAUUUCGUGUGCAGAGCUGUGAUGGAAGCUCUGGGCAGUCACUUGACGAACAAAUACUCCGAGGGUAUGCCCGGAGCGAGAUACUACACGGGCAAUCAGAACAUUGAUCAGAUUGAAUUGCUUUGUUAUGAGCGCGCACUGGCCGCUUUCUGUCUUGAUCCAGAGAAAUGGGGUGUUAAUGUUCAGCCUUACUCUUGUACCUCUGCAAAUUUCGCAGUCUACACCGGUCUUCUGCUCCCAAAUGAUCGGAUUAUGGGCUUGGAUUCGCCUUCUGGAGGGCAUAUGAGUCAUGGGUAUUAUACUCCUGGCGGGAAGAAGGUCUCCGCAGCCUCGAUAUUUUUUGACAGUUUCCCUUAUAAGGUGAACCCACAAACAGGAUACAUCGAUUAUGAUAAGCUUGAGGAGAGGGCGGUUGAUUAUCGCCCCAAGAUACUAAUUUGCGGUGGGAGUUCAUACCCCCGGGAGUGGGAUUAUGCUAGAUUUAGGCAUAUUGCGGAUAAAUGCGGAGCCGUGUUGAUGUGUGACAUGGCUCAUAUCAGCGGUCUUGUGGCAGCCAAGGAAUGUGCUAGUCCGUUUGAUUAUUGUGAUAUUGUUACGUCAACAACGCACAAAAGUCUCCGGGGUCCUAGGGGAGGUAUUAUUUUCUACAGGAAAGGCACUAAAUUAAGGAAGCAAGGCAUGCACCAGAGUAAUGGAGACGAUAGUAAUCACUAUGAUUUUGAGGAAAAGAUAAACUUUGCUGUUUUCCCCUCCCUACAAGGAGGUCCCCACAACAACUAUAUUGCUGCUCUUGCGAUAGCCUUAAAGCAAGUAGCCACUCCAGAGUAUAAAGCUUAUAUGCAACAGGUGAAGAGAAAUGCACAGGCCUUAGCUAAUGCUUUGUUAAGAAGAAAGUGCAGAUUGGUGACUGGUGGUACCGACAAUCACUUGUUGCUUUGGGAUCUGACUGCUCUUGGUUUAACAGGGAGGAACUACGAGAAGGUAUGUGAGAUGUGCGAAAUUACUCUCAAUAAAACUGCUAUAUUUGGUGAUAAUGGUGCUUUGUCUCCUGGGGGAGUGAGAAUUGGUACCCCUGCCAUGACUACAAGAGGUUGUGUGGAGGCUGAUUUUGAGACAAUGGCUGAAUUUCUUCUUAGGGCUGCCCAGAUUACUGUUAAUGUUCAGAGGGAAUAUGGAAAGCUUCAGAAAGAUUUUAUCAAAGGUCUCCAGAACAAUAAAGAUAUUGUUGACCUCCGAAAUCGGGUUGAAACAUUUGCAUCCCAGUUUGCAAUGCCAGGAUAUGAUAUUUAAACAUGUGACGUCUCUCAUGCAUAUUAUCUUUGCUUCUAUUACUUACCCCUGAUUUCGUGGUAACCACAAAAACUUUAAUUUUUUGCCCCCAUGUUCUGGUUCUCAAAUUAAUCUCUUGUAAAUUACAGAGGAAUACCAAAUAUGUUGCCCAGUUUUCACAGUAGUCCAUGUUGCCAAAUCCUGCCUGUCUAUUUCCGUGUGAUUUUGUACAAAACUAUAGAAAGAAUAUAUUCUACUUCUUUGUGAAGGUGUUACCAAAUUUA
Molecule: messenger RNA, 2234 nt
Organism: Prunus avium (sweet cherry)
Lineage: Eukaryota; Viridiplantae; Streptophyta; Magnoliopsida; Rosales; Rosaceae
Product: serine hydroxymethyltransferase 7
Biological process (GO): tetrahydrofolate interconversion
Cellular component (GO): mitochondrion; cytoplasm
Molecular function (GO): pyridoxal phosphate binding; glycine hydroxymethyltransferase activity
Source: RefSeq, a predicted model, not a curated record